GAGGACGCGUGGUGUUUCGAGAGCGUCUUUGUAUGGGAGCUGGCAGCCAGAGACAGUUCCCCUACCACGUGCUCCGUCAAAAACUGCUCACAGAAACACUGAAGGAGCCACCGGCAAGUGGAAUAGCAGCGGUCGCCGUUUGCAGCGGCACCCAAAACAUUCAUAUUGACCUUCACCAGUCUUCUUAUUCUCAAUAGGUCAUCAGUUGGAAGAGAAACAAGCUGAAACCCAAGUUUCCAAUGAAAUGGGUGCCUCUAAAGCAUCCAUUUUCAAUCUUCCUCCCUUGACAACCCCAAAAGCUAGAAACACACAGACCCUCCAACGAGCAGAUACCAAUAAGACGCUCUCUGUAGCUCCACCAAUAAGGAGGCGUUUGUUGGUCUUCUCUCUCCCAGUCUCCACCCUUCUUCUGGUUCCCUCUACAAGUCGGCCUCGCUCUUGUUCUGCUCUUCAGAGCUUCGAACCUGUUAGCCCUGCUGAGAAAGAUGCCAGUAAUGCCCUCUCUCGGCGAAUUUUCGAAGCUGUUCAAUUGCUUGAUAAAGGGAGGGAGUUGCAGGCUCAGGGAGACUUCAAUCAAGCACUCGAGUAUUUUACCACGGUGGUGAAGGAGUACAAAGAUUUUGCAUUUUCAGAGUAUGCAAGAGUGGGAAGAGCAUUGGCCUUAUAUGAGAUUGGUGAUAGAGAAGAAGCAAUUGCAGAAAUGGAAGAUGUUUCAAUCUCCCUAAAGGGGUAUCCAGAAGUACAUGCAGCUCUAGCAGCAGCCUUGUAUGUAGACAAGCACGCUCCACUGCUUGCUGAAAACCAGUUCACAAUUGCCACUCUGCUUGAUCCACACUAUACAGAUCUCUCUUAUGUAAGAGAAAAAAAGCAUUGGCCUCCAAGCUUGGUUGCUUCUUUGCAACACUUCCUUACACUUUCUUAAGACUGUUGAAUAUGUUAUAUGAGGAUAUUAAUCUUAUAAUAUAAAGACUCCUUUCAAGUUUCAACUGAUGUAUAUAUUGAAGACAUUCUUUUGAUGAGGAAUUAAAUAUAGAUCCUGAUGUUCAGCGUCA
Nelumbo nucifera (sacred lotus) is the source of this 1052-nucleotide messenger RNA. RefSeq lists its product as uncharacterized. Gene Ontology annotation, molecular function: protein binding. NCBI's taxonomy places the organism in Eukaryota, Viridiplantae, Streptophyta, Magnoliopsida, Proteales, Nelumbonaceae. The record is from RefSeq and is a predicted model, not a curated record.